Molecule: messenger RNA, 1554 nt
Organism: Lizanozyma spartinae
Lineage: Eukaryota; Fungi; Ascomycota; Pichiomycetes; Serinales; Debaryomycetaceae
Gene: RSA4
Exons: 1
Coding region: 1-1554 (517 amino acids)
Biological process (GO): ribosomal large subunit assembly
Cellular component (GO): nucleolus
Molecular function (GO): protein binding
Source: RefSeq, a predicted model, not a curated record
AUGGCUACUGUUAUUCCACCACCAUCUAAGAAACAAAAGAGAGAAGCACAGCAAGUGCGUGAGCUUGACUUGGUGCCCAAGGACCUCCCCAAUGUGUUGAUCAAGUUCCAAGCCUCAGACACUGGAGAAACUGUUGGAGGGUCAAUACGAGUACCUGGAGGGAUUAGUGAGAAACAAUUGGAAGAGCUUUUAAAUCAACUUAAUGGCCAGACUGAAGAGCCUGUGCCGUACACGUUUUCGUUGUUGGACCAGAAGGAUGGACAAGCAGAAACACUUAUAGACAUUAAAGAUUCCAUAUAUUCCUCGGUGUUGAAACCUGGGAUCAAGACUACAGAAGACUUUCUUACAAUUAUAUAUACUCCUCGAGCAGUAUUCAAGGUGAAUGCUAUCACUAGAUCCAAUGCGGCUAUUUCUGGUCAUAAAUCUACUAUAUUGUGUUGUCAAUUUGCUCCCAAUGAUUCUGGUCGUAUGUGUACUGGAGCUGGUGAUUCCACUGCUAGGGUAUGGGAUUGUAAUACCCAAACACCUUUAUAUACUUUAAGUGGCCAUUCUAAUUGGGUUUUGUGUGUGGCAUAUUCACCUUGUGGAACGAUGAUUGCUACCGGGUCUAUGGAUAACACAAUUAGAUUAUGGGAUGCUGAUACUGGAAAACAAAUGGGAAGUGCAUUGACUGGACAUUCCAAAUGGAUUUCAUCCUUGACUUGGGAACCCUUAAAUUUAGUUAAAGUUGGAGAUACUCCAAGAUUAGCCUCAGGUUCCAAAGAUGGUACUAUUAAAGUCUGGGACACAACUAGAAGAACUUGUACCAUUACCAUGAGUGGACAUACCAAUGCAGUGUCAUGUGUGAAAUGGUCAGGUUCAAAUAUUGUAUACAGUGCAUCUCACGAUAAGACCAUCAAGGCAUGGGAUAUUACUGUAUCUGGUAAAUGCAUACAAACGUUAAAGAGUCAUGCUCAUUGGGUUAAUCAUUUGGCUAUCUCCACAGACUACGCUUUAAGAAAGGGAGGUUUCGAUCAUUCGUCAACCCGUACAAGUAGUAAGACCAUUUCACCAGAAGAUAUGAGAGCUAAGGCACUUGAACAAUAUGAGAAAGUGGCCAAACUUGGAGGGUCAAUUAGUGAACGUCUUGUGACUGCUAGUGACGACUUCACAAUGUUCUUAUGGGAACCAUUAAAGUCCAGUAAACCAGUUUGUCGUAUGACUGGACAUCAGAAAUUGGUAAACCAUGUUUCUUUCUCACCAGAUGGAAGAUACGUUGCUUCAAGUUCAUUUGAUAACUCCAUUAAGCUUUGGGAUGGGGUCAAGGGAACAUUCAUCGGCACACUCCGUGGCCAUGUUUCUGCUGUGUAUCAAACUUCAUGGUCUGCUGAUAACAGAUUGCUUGUAAGUUGUUCUAAAGAUACCACUUUGAAGGUUUGGGAUGUUCGUACUAGGAAACUUAAGGUUGAUUUACCUGGCCACAGUGAUGAAGUGUAUGCUGUUGACUGGAGUAUGGACGGGAAAAGAGUUGCUAGUGGAGGCAAAGAUAAGAUGGUAAGAUUAUGGGGCCAUUAA